UGUUUCACAGAAGUAGAACACAAAAUUUUAAGAUGUGUAUGGAAACACAAGAGACCCCAAUAGGAGAGGUAAUUUUGAGAAAGAAGAAUGGAGCUGGAGGAAUCUGGCUCCCUGAACUGAGUUAGAAGGAUGUGCUGGGUGGAGCAAGUGUGAUGAGGCCCAGGCGUGGGCGGGGAGGAGAGCGCAGCCUGGGGUCAGCAGGGUGCUCAGAGUGUGGAGAGCCUUGGAGGGCUGAGAGGUGCAAAAAAUGAGGACCCAGAGGGUGUCUUAACUAGGCAAGAGUGGUAUACUUAUUUUAGGAAGCUAAAUCUGGUGAAGUUGCUGCAGCCAGUCUGUGGAGGUGGUGGAAGGGCAAAGAGGCUGUUGCUACAGUUUCAAGUGGGAAGUGAUGACUGGGGUGGAGCAAAAGUUAUGGGGUUGAAGAGAGGAGGCCCGACUGGAGGGACUUCUCAGCGAGAACCGAGAGAUGGAAUUGGCCUAUUUGAAAGGCAGUGGAGUCGGGAAGGGAGGAGCCAGUCACUGAUGACUGCCGGCUGGCGGAGGCGCUAUUACCCGAGAAGAGGAGUGGCUAGGAUUCGGCCUUCACGUGGCUGUGGAGGGCGCGGACCUCGGGCACAAAAAACUCACCUGCGUGGCUCACUGUGACUUCCUCAUUGAGGGAGCUCGGCCAUUUGUUUCUGAGUGAAUGGAUCUGGGCAAGGUUAUGGAAGGGAGGUUGUAAAUUGGUCCUGCAGGACAUCUUUGAAGAUGCUUUGGAAACCCUCUCUGUGCCUUCUCGUGUGGAUAUGGCAACAAGCAGCCAGCACUUCUCAUCAUUUGAUUCAAAACAGACACCGGGACAGCACCGGACAUCCAAUGUGAAAAGGUCACUAUCAACUAAGGUGGAUCUUAGGAGUGGCCUCGAAGAAUGUGCGAUGGCAUUGAACUUAUUUCUAAGUAACAAAUUUACAGAUGCCUUAGAAUUGCUUCGACCAUGGGCCAAGGAGAGCAUGUACCAUGCCUUGGGGUACAGUACCAUUGUGGUGUUGCAGGCUGUCAUGACCUUCGAGCAACAGGACAUCCAAAACGGCAUUUCUGCCAUGAAGGACGCCUUACAAACCUGCCAAAAAUACAGGAAGAAAUGCACAGUUGUAGAGUCUUUCUCAAGUCUUCUUUCAAGAGGAUCUUUGGAACAGCUAACUGAAGAGGAAAUGCAUGCUGAAAUCUGCUAUGCCGAGUGCCUCCUACAGAAAGCAGCCCUCACGUUUGUGCAGGAUGAAAAUAUGAUCAACUUCAUCAAAGGUGGACUCAAAAUUAGAACAAGUUACCAAAUAUAUAAAGAAUGUCUUUCAAUCCUGCAUGUAAUUCAGAAGAACAAAGUUGAGCAGCAGUUCUUCUACGAGUUUGAAGGGGGUGUCAAGCUUGGAAUAGGGGCGUUUAAUUUGAUGCUGUCCCUUUUACCAGCACGGAUUAUCAGACUGCUAGAAUUUAUAGGAUUUUCUGGAAAUAGGGAGUUGGGCAUCCUGCAGUUACGGGAAGGUGCCUUAGGAAGAAGCAUGAGGUCUCCACUAUGCUGCUUAACUAUACUAGCUUUCCAUACUUACAUCUCUCUGAUACUUGGUACGGGAGAAGUGAAUGUUGUGGAAGCAGAGAGUCUCCUCGAACCCUACCUCCAGCAGUUUCCAAAUGGCUCCCUUGUGUUGUUCUAUCAUGGCCGGAUAGAGCUGCUCAAAGGGAAUGUGGAAGAGGCACAAGAGAUAUUUCGAAAAUGCAUUUCAGUUCAAGAAGAAUGGAAACAGUUUCACCAUCUCUGUUACUGGGAGCUGAUGUGGAUUUUUGUAUUCCAACAAAACUGGAGGGAGGCAUAUUACUAUUCAGAUCUGCUUUGCAAAGAGAGUAGAUGGUCCAAGGCAACAUAUGUGUUCUUAAAAGCUGCAAUUUUGAGUAUGCUUCCAGAAGAGGAUGUGGUAGCAACGAAAGAGGAUGUGGUAACUUUAUUCAGACAGGUGGAUGGCUUGAAGCAGAGAAUUGCUGGGAAAUCGAUCCCUACUGAGAAGUUUGCUGUGAGGAAGGCUCGACGUUACUCUCCCUCGUUGCCAGCACCCGUGAAACUCGUUUUGCCUGCCCUGGAAAUGAUGUAUGUUUGGAAUGGUUUUCCACUAGUGAGCAAGAGAAAAGACCUUUCUGAAAAUCUGUUGAUAACUGUUGAAAAGGCCGAGGCAGCUCUACAAAGUGAGAACUCCAGCGACUACUCUGUCGAUGAUGACUGUCUAGUGAAACUGCUCAAAGGAUGCUGCCUGAAGAACUUACAGAGGCCCUUGCAAGCAGAACUGUGCUUCAAUCAUAUUGUCCAAAGCGAAAAGCUACUGAAGUAUGACCACUACCUAGUGCCAUUUACUCUGUUUGAAUUGGCAUUUUUGUAUAAAAACCAAGGAGAAAUUGACAAGGCCAUAAAGGUCCUAGAAACUGCAAGAAAUAACUACAAAGAUUACUCGCUGGAGUCCAGACUACACUUCAGAAUUCAGGCAGCUCUUCACCUCUGGAAAAAAUCGUCUUCAGAUUGAUCAGAACAUGAAGGAUGGACUUUUCUCUCAAUUCCUACCGGCGUCUACUAUAGAUUAGGCCUUGUAUUAAAGUGGAAAAAUGAUCUUGUGAAUGAGAGACAAAAAACUAAUUUUACUGUCAAUAUUUUCUAUAA
This is a messenger RNA of Bubalus bubalis (water buffalo), 2677 nucleotides long. RefSeq names its product tetratricopeptide repeat domain 39B (gene TTC39B). The record is from RefSeq and is a predicted model, not a curated record. Gene Ontology annotation, molecular function: protein binding. The transcript is spliced from 20 exons. Gene Ontology annotation, biological process: regulation of cholesterol metabolic process; negative regulation of cholesterol storage; cholesterol homeostasis. Bases 786 to 2543 code for a protein of 585 amino acids. NCBI's taxonomy places the organism in Eukaryota, Metazoa, Chordata, Mammalia, Artiodactyla, Bovidae.